Molecule: messenger RNA, 3360 nt
Organism: Fonsecaea multimorphosa CBS 102226
Lineage: Eukaryota; Fungi; Ascomycota; Eurotiomycetes; Chaetothyriales; Herpotrichiellaceae
Exons: 2
Coding region: 1-3360 (1119 amino acids)
Biological process (GO): rRNA acetylation involved in maturation of SSU-rRNA
Cellular component (GO): nucleolus; 90S preribosome
Molecular function (GO): ATP binding; 18S rRNA cytidine N-acetyltransferase activity; tRNA binding
Source: RefSeq, a predicted model, not a curated record
AUGCCUCGAAAAGCCAUUGACUCGCGCAUUCCAGCGCUAAUCCGCAAUGGCAUUCAGGAAAAGAAGCGCAGUUUCAUCGUCGUUGUGGGCGACCGAGCCAAAGAUGUCAUUGUCCACCUCCACUAUAUCAUGUCCUCGGUCGAUAUCAAGCAGAACAGAUCGGUCCUGUGGGCUUACAAGAAAGACCUGCUAGGUUUCACUUCCCACCGCAAAAAACGUGAGGCAAAGAUCAGGAAAGAAAUCAAGCGAGGCAUUCGAGAUCCGGAUACCGAAGAUCCCUUUGAACUCUUCGUCACUUUGCACAAUAUCCGAUAUGUUUACUACAAAGAGACGGACAAGAUCCUUGGUAACACCUAUGGCAUGUGCAUUCUUCAAGACUUUGAGGCCAUUACGCCGAACUUGCUCGCCAGAACUGUGGAAACGGUAGAAGGCGGUGGGCUGGUUCUCCUCCUGCUGAAAGGGAUGAAGAGUCUGAAGCAGCUCUACACAAUGUCUAUGGAUGUACACUCCAGAUAUCGUACCGAAGCCCACGAUGAUGUGGUGGCCAGGUUCAAUGAGAGGUUCAUACUCUCCUUGGGGAAUUGCGAGUCUUGCCUAGUGGUGGAUGACGAGCUCAAUGUUCUUCCCAUUUCUGGAGGAAAGAAUGUUCAGCCUUUGCCACCACCUAGUAGCGAGUCUGAACGUGUCCUGCCGACCCAGAAGGAGUUGAAGGAUAUUAAAGACAGCUUGGCUGACAGCAGACCUGUGGGACCUCUGAUCACCUUGGCCAAAACUGUCGACCAAGCGAAGGCACUCCUCACCUUCGUCGACGCAAUAUCAGAGAAAACCCUCCGGAGUACUGUCACACUCACUGCGGCUCGAGGACGAGGAAAAUCCGCUGCUCUUGGAGUGGCCGUUGCUGCUGCCAUAGCUCAUGGCUACAGCAAUAUUUUCAUCACCUCCCCUAGUCCUGAAAAUCUGAAGACAUUAUUCGAAUUUGUCAUCAAGGGCUUUGACGCCCUAGAAUAUAUGGACCAUGUUGACUAUACGAUUUUGCAAUCCACGAAUCCAGACUACAACAAAGCCAUUGUUCGGAUCAACGUACACCGACAACAUCGGCAAACCAUCCAGUAUAUCCAACCCCAAGACGCCCAUGUCCUCGGUCAAGCAGAACUGGUUGUGAUAGAUGAGGCAGCAGCGAUCCCUUUGCCGUUGGUCCGGAAAUUGAUGGGACCCUAUCUAGUCUUCAUGGCUUCCACCAUCAAUGGAUACGAAGGCACCGGCCGUUCACUGUCGUUGAAGCUCAUCCAACAACUACGAGAGCAAUCCAGAGGUGGGGUCAGCACCAAUGGAGACGAUGUCGAGGUCGCGGAUAAGGCUACAGGCAAGGCAGCCAAGGAUGGUGCUAAAGUCUAUGCCGGCGGAAGGAGUUUGAGAGAGAUUACUUUGUCGGAACCUAUCCGUUACGCACCCGGAGACGGCGUCGAGAAAUGGUUGAAUCGACUGUUAUGUCUUGACGCCACCUUGCCCAAGUCGAAGAUGAACACUCAAGGGACGCCCCAUCCAUCAACCUGCGAAUUGGUCCAUGUCAACCGCGAUACCCUGUUCUCCUUUCAUCCUGUCUCAGAAAAGUUCCUACAACAAAUGAUGGCGCUCUACGUUGCUUCUCAUUACAAGAAUUCUCCCAACGACCUUCAACUCAUGUCCGACGCUCCGGCACACCAGCUCUUUGUCCUGAUCCCUCCGAUACCCGAGGACGCCAACAAACUACCAGAACCUCUGUGUGUCAUUCAAGUCGCUCUCGAGGGUCGGAUCAGCAAGAAAUCUGUUCUGAGCGGCUUAUCCCGUGGUCAAAGGGCUGGUGGUGACUUGAUUCCCUGGCUAGUAAGUCAGCAGUUCCAAGAUUCGGAAUUUGCCGGCUUGUCAGGCAGUCGUAUAGUGAGAAUUGCGACCAACCCGGAGUACCUGAACAUGGGAUACGGAUCACGGGCACUGGAGCUCUUGAGGGACUUCUACGAAGGCAAGUUCACCUCCCUGUCCGAGAUGGAUGAAGCGACAAUCGAGGACGCAGAACACAUGCCCCGUGUCACCGACGCCGAGCUCGAAGAAUCCAACCUGCUAGACGACAACAUCAAAGUGCGCGAUAUACAUCAAAUGCCACCAUUGUUCAGCAAACUCUCUGAACGACGACCCGACCAUUUGGACUACCUUGGGGUCUCGUACGGCUUGACCCAGCCACUCCAUAAAUUCUGGAAGAGACACUCUUUUGCCCCCGUCUACCUGCGGCAAACACCCAAUGAACUGACGGGUGAACAUUCCUGCGUCAUGCUCCGGCCCCUGUCGACAAGCACAACGACAGAUAACUCGUGGCUUGCGGCUUAUGCGCAAGAUUUCCACAAGCGGUUCCUUACUUUGCUGUCAUUUCAGUUCCGCACAUUUCCCUCAAUUCAAGGAUUAUCCAUUUCCGAAUCCGCAUCACGAGCCACAAAAUCUAUUGCUUCCGAAGACUACUCGUCGUCGUUGAAUGUCAAACCUCUGACCAAAGCCGAUCUUGACGCCCUCUUCUCGCCCUUCGAUCUCGCCCGUCUAGAGUCGUACGCCAACAACCUGCUCGAUUACCACGUCAUCCUCGACCUUCUCCCUGCCCUCGCGUAUUUGUAUUUUACCGGCCGCCUCAAGCUCCCACCUUGCAAUGUCAGUCUCUCAGGUGUCCAGCAGAGUAUAUUGCUGGCCAUCGGCUUGCAAAGGAAGGACCUCGGCGAGGUGGAAAAGGAGCUGAACCUGCCGAGCAACCAGCUAUUGGCUAUGUUUGUCAAGGUGGUGAGGAAGAUAAGUACAGCGUUGAGGGCGGUGGUCAGUGGCGAGGUGGACGCGAGUUUGGGUGAGAAGAAGGAAAUCGAACUAAAUAAUAGGGAAGAGGCAAUGAAAUCAGCACCCAGUGGCGGUGGCAGAGUACAUAUUGCCCCUUUGGGUCCAGCGAAUGGUGCGGAUGACGAGGAAGAAUCUGGGGAAGAAGUUGAUCCUGGGAUGAGAGAGAAACAGAGGGCAAUGAUCGAUGCGCUGCCGCUUGACAAGUACGAAAUCUCCACCACCAGCGCAGCAGACGACAACGCAGCUUGGGAGCAAGCAGAGCGACAAGUCCGCGAGGGCGGCAAUAGCACCGUCGUGAGCGUCAAAAGUGCCGGGAAAGCGAAGAAGCGAAAAAUCGACGACGAAGCUGGAGAUGGAGACGCGGAUGCAGAUGGAUCGAGAGUGGGCGAUGAUCACGACAGGGACCUCCAAGGAAGGCGGAAAGACAAGAAAGGCACCUCGAGGAUAGAGGGCGGCGGUGGCGAGGGAAGGAAGAAGAAGAUCAAAGGCAAGGAGAAGAGGAGGGCGUGA